This is a messenger RNA of Xyrauchen texanus (razorback sucker), 1644 nucleotides long. It is a transcript of the gene zpld1a, whose product is annotated as zona pellucida-like domain containing 1a. The coding region runs from base 1 to 1236 and encodes 411 amino acids. The transcript is spliced from 10 exons. The record is from RefSeq and is a predicted model, not a curated record. Gene Ontology annotation, cellular component: cell surface. NCBI's taxonomy places the organism in Eukaryota, Metazoa, Chordata, Actinopteri, Cypriniformes, Catostomidae.
AUGGAACGUUUAUGUGUAAUUCUUAUGCUUAUAAGUAAAACUUUAAUAGUCAAGGCACAAUUCAAUGGAUUCAACUGUGAUGCCAACUUCCACAGCCGCUUUCCCGCUGAGCGGGACAUCAGUGUAUAUUGUGGAGUGCAGACCAUAACGUUGAAGAUAAAUUUUUGCCCAGUGCUAUUCUCCGGCUACACCGACACUGACUUGGCACUCAAUGGUCGUCAUGGAGAUGCUCACUGCCGAGGGUUCAUUAACAACAACACUUUUCCAACAGCCGUGCUGUUCAGCAUCAGUCUCAGCACCCUGGAGGCCUGUGGUAAUUCACUAGUGGUUUCCACAGCUCAGGGGCCCAAUGCUUAUGGGAAUCUCUCCCUGGUCCAGAUUGGUAACAUAGCAGGGUACAUUGACACUCCCGAUCCCCCAACGGUCAUCAGUUACCUGCCUGGACUACUUUACAAGUUUAGUUGUAGUUACCCACUGGAGUACCUGGUCAACAAUUCACAGCUUGCUUCGUCAGCUGCAGCGAUAUCAGUGAAGGACAGCAAUGGUACAUUUGUUAGCACGUUGAACUUACUCCUGUACAACGACUCCACAUACAUACAACACUUGGCGAUCCCCAUGGCAGGACUCACUCUGAAGACACGGGUGUUUGCUGCCGUAAAAGCCACUAACCUAGACAGGAGGUGGAAUGUUCUGAUGGACUACUGUUACACGACUCCCUCUGGGAAUCCUAAUGAUCAUCUCCGAUACGACCUUUUCUUUGGAUGUGAUAAGGACCCGCAGACGACAGUGUUUGAGAAUGGGAAGAGCCAGAUGGGCCGCUUCUCCUUCGAGGUGUUCCGAUUUGUCAAGCAUAAGAACCAGAAGAUGUCUACUGUCUUUCUGCACUGUGUGACCAAACUGUGUCGUGCUGACGAUUGCCCAAUGCUCUUGCCUAUCUGUGGUAAGAGGAAGAAAAGGGACGUGUCGGAAAGAACCGGUGCAGCCUCUGACAAUGCAGUCAUUACUGCUGGACCCAUCAUCACCAGGAGUGACGAAACUCCCACCAAUAAUUCCCAGCUAGCACAGUUAAACGGCCCUCCGUUCAAAAUUAAUUCAGUGAUGAGUGCUCUGAUUUCUGCCAUCACAAUCCUUGCUGUUAUGAGCAUGUGUUUCUUCAUCCUGUCUCUAACACUGCUGAGGGGGAAACGGACGCCUCCAACAUCUCUUUCCGGAGCCCACAACCAAGCUUUCAGCUAAACGCACACACAGCACUUCACUCAGAUACAAAGCAAUACAUAAUUUGUGCAGCGGUCUUCAUUUACACUCAAUCAUGUAAUACAGGGAAAUAACAGGUCUAUAGCAGGGCAUCAGGUGCAGCACACCCAAGGGUAACUAAGCAGACAAUACAGUGACAUUAUUGCGUGAUAUAAUUUGGAAAAAAUAGCUUUAGCUAAAUAAAUGUUUCAUGGACAAUUUCAGGCAUUUUCCAUUGAUUUCCUUUAAGUAGCUUUUUGAUAUAGACUUUAUCCAAGUUAGGGAGCUUGUACUAUCUUAAGCUACACCAAAUUGCCUAUAUUUGGUUACACAUCAUUAACACAGCUUUAUUUCAAACAGCCACAUCAGACUAAGCUGUUACAACACUACGCAACAGUACAAAAAUGUGUU